AAUCACAAUCCAACCCACGCCAUUGCAACCAAAUUUCCAAUACACAAAACAGCAGAAACUCUAGUGAUCACAAGCUCAGCUCAGCUCAGCUCCCUCCUUCUCCCCGGAGAAGCAGCGGCCGGCACGGCAGCAAUGGAGACCCUCCUCUCCCCCUCCACAUUGCUCUCCCCUCUCCGCGGCUCCAAGAAGAAGCCGGCGAGCCCCGCCGCGUCGGCGUCGUCGUCGUCGUCGUCUCCCGCCAGGUCCGUCGUCUCCUGCGCGCUCAGGAGGCAGCAGCCGCCGCCGCAGGCGGUCGCCGCUUGGCGCGGAGACGGCGGCCGCGGUGGCGGCGUCGGGAGCUGGGCGACGUUCUUGCAGCACGGCCUGGCCGCGGCGGCGCUGUCGCUGGCAAUCAGCAUGGCGCCGGCGCCCGCGCCGGCCGUGGCGUCGGAGUUCGACGUGCUGAACGGCGGGCCGCCGGAGGACACGUACGUGGUGGACGACGCCGGCGUGCUCAGCCGCGUGACCAAGUCCGACGUGAAGCGGCUCGUCCGCGACCUCGAGUCCCGCAAGAACAUCAGGAUCAACUUCAUCACCGUGCGCAAGCUCACGAGCAAAGCUGACGCGUUCGAGUACGCGGACCAAGUGCUGGAGAAGUGGUACCCGACGGUGGAGGAGGGCAACAACAAGGGCAUCGUCGUGCUCGUCACCAGCCAGAAGGAGGGCGCCAUCACCGGCGGCCCGGCCUUCGUGCAGGCCGUCGGCGACGAGAUCCUCGACUCCACCGUCUCCGAGAACCUCCCAGUGCUGGCGACGGACGAGAAGUACAACGAGGCAAUCUACACGACGGCGAAGCGGCUGGCGGCGGCGAUCGACGGGCUGCCGGACCCCGGCGGGCCGACGUUCAAGGACAACAAGAGGGAGUCCAACUUCAAGACGAAGGAGGAGACGGAGGAGAAGCGCGGCCAGUUCACGCUCGUCGUCGGCGGCCUGCUCGUCAUCGCCUUCGUCGUGCCCAUGGCGCAGUACUACGCCUACAUCUCCAAGAAGUGAACAGCAGCGGCUACCUGUUCUUUCCAACAAAAAAAGAGAGAAAAAAUGAGCAGCAUAUGGUGCUGCUCUGUACAGUAAAUUUGCUCAGGAGAUGGCUAAAUCUCCCGGUUUUCUGUCGGAAUUUUAGAGGCGAAACAGAGAAUUAUGAUGAACACAGGUGCACCACCGUGCCGGUUAAUUUUUAUUGUAGUAGCAUAACUGAGGCACUGAGCAAUUAGGUGCAAAUCAGCACUUCCUUACCCCGA
This is a messenger RNA of Oryza sativa Japonica Group (Japanese rice), 1277 nucleotides long. NCBI's taxonomy places the organism in Eukaryota, Viridiplantae, Streptophyta, Magnoliopsida, Poales, Poaceae. The record is from RefSeq and is a predicted model, not a curated record.